ACGCGCCCGGUUACGUACAGCAGCAGCUCAACAACACGAUGUACAGCACUUCACAAAGGAUCAGUGCUGUCUUUGGCCUCUUUACCACCGUCGUGUUCACGUUAUGUGCCUUCAUCGCCGCUACGUCCUGGCUGUUCACUCCAGAGCCGAUUACUGAGGUGUCAAUACGGAAUGUCAAUGUCGUUAAGGGACGUACAGCUUAUCAACGCUCGGAUAAAUCACAGGAGUAUGCGUUGUUGAAGUUCGACCUCGAUUACGACCUCACCUCUCUCUUUCACUGGAACACGAAGCAACUUUUCAUCUACCUCGUCGCAUCUUACGACACUCCACAGACGACCAACGAAGUCGUCGUUUGGGAUCGUAUUAUCCAGCAAAAGACUCAAGCGAAGAGGAGAGUUCGGGGCGAGAAGAAUAAGUACAAUGUCAACGACAUUAAUGGCUCUUUCAAGGAUGUUAACGCGACAUACUCGCUUCAUUGGAAUGUUAUGCCGCAAGUGGGGCUCUUGGAAUGGGCUUCUGGAGCGCCUUCUGGAGUCAUUGAGUUUCCAGAUGCGAAGCAGCGUUGAAGAGAACAUGGAGGUAUAGGGGAUCGAGGUGCAAGAAAAGACCGCCUCGGCUAG
Saitoella complicata NRRL Y-17804 is the source of this 620-nucleotide messenger RNA. Its product is annotated as signal peptidase 22 kDa subunit. NCBI's taxonomy places the organism in Eukaryota, Fungi, Ascomycota, Saitoellomycetes, Saitoellales, Saitoellaceae. Bases 39 to 566 code for a protein of 175 amino acids. Gene Ontology annotation, biological process: protein targeting to ER. The record is from RefSeq and is a predicted model, not a curated record. The transcript has 5 exons. Gene Ontology annotation, cellular component: membrane; signal peptidase complex.